Messenger RNA from Cinclus cinclus, 870 nucleotides. RefSeq names its product troponin C2, fast skeletal type (gene TNNC2). The transcript is spliced from 6 exons. Gene Ontology annotation, cellular component: myosin II complex. Gene Ontology annotation, molecular function: calcium ion binding. The record is from RefSeq and is a predicted model, not a curated record. Lineage: Eukaryota; Metazoa; Chordata; Aves; Passeriformes; Cinclidae. Bases 1 to 750 code for a protein of 249 amino acids.
AUGGCCGCUCCGCCACGGCUCGUCCCGGGAUCCUCCCUGCGCGGCUCCGCCUCCGCCGGGAACCCGGAUCGGGGCGGCGGAGCCGGCACCGCCCGGCACGGCCGGGAUCGGGGUCAGCGCCUGCGGAACCGCCCGGGACUCCCGGAUCAGGGGCAGGGCUCAGUCCGGCGCUGCCCGCGGCCCCUGCCUAGGAACCGACCUCGCCCUUCCCGGUAUCGGCUCCUCUGUCCCCUGUCCGAGAUGUCCUGUGACCCCUCCCUUGCCUUGCAGACGGACCAGCAGGCAGAAGCCCGUGCCUUCCUCAGCGAGGAGAUGAUUGCGGAGUUCAAAGCCGCCUUUGACAUGUUUGAUGCUGAUGGCGGUGGAGACAUCAGCACAAAGGAGCUGGGGACGGUGAUGAGAAUGCUGGGCCAGAACCCCACCAAAGAGGAGUUGGAUGCCAUCAUUGAGGAGGUGGACGAGGAUGGCAGUGGCACCAUCGACUUCGAGGAGUUCCUGGUCAUGAUGGUGCGCCAGAUGAAAGAGGAUGCCAAAGGCAAGUCUGAGGAGGAGUUGGCUAACUGCUUCCGCAUCUUUGACCGGAAUGCAGAUGGGUUCAUUGACAUUGAGGAGCUGGGUGAGAUCCUGAGAGCCACUGGAGAGCCUGUCACUGAUGAGGACAUAGAGGACAUGAUGAAGGACUCAGACAAGAACAAUGAUGGUCGCAUCGACUUUGAUGAGUUCCUGAAGAUGAUGGAGGGUGUGCAGUAAGGGACCAGACAUUCCUCGGGCCGGCUGCUGCACCCAGCCCUGCUCCCCUGCUGUCCAGGGAGCAGCAGCUCCACAGCAUCUGGCCCUCAGCCCUGGCUGGGACGUUGCUCUGUGCCAGGG